Messenger RNA from Tripterygium wilfordii, 1695 nucleotides. RefSeq lists its product as uncharacterized. Gene Ontology annotation, molecular function: metalloendopeptidase activity. The coding region runs from base 130 to 1467 and encodes 445 amino acids. The transcript is spliced from 3 exons. Gene Ontology annotation, cellular component: membrane. The record is from RefSeq and is a predicted model, not a curated record. NCBI's taxonomy places the organism in Eukaryota, Viridiplantae, Streptophyta, Magnoliopsida, Celastrales, Celastraceae.
AAUCUGGAAAAUUCUAGUUCAUUCAGCGGCGACCUCUUGGUUCUUAAUUCUUAUGGAAGAAAGAAGUAGUGUUACACUCUUGUCAAUACUACAUAUUUGUUACGUAGCCUCCGCUCUCCACCCUUGAAUAUGGGAUCUUAUAGGAAAACAAAGCUGGCAAUCGAUGCUUUUCGCAAUUUUACAUCGAAGAUUGUCUCAAGAGCAACUCCUAUUCGAGAAUCCUUCCCAAGGAUAUUCCCAAAUGGACCAUCAAUUUCUCAUACAAAUACCAAUACAGCUAAGUUUUCUGAUUUCUCUUUGUAUCCGGUUGUUUCUCGGAGACCAUUUUUUUCAAAUAUUACGCGUCAAUCCAAUCCCUUUUUGGGUGGUGCCAAGAGAUUUUAUUAUGUAGAUCGAUAUAAGGUUCACCAUUUCAGGCCACGAGGGCCUAGACGGUGGUUCAAGAAUCCAACCACCGUCUUGAUUGUGGUCUUGGUGGGUUCUGGAGUUGUUAUCACCGUUUAUUUUGGAAAUUUAGAGACUGUACCCUACACAAAACGAAAACACUUCGUGCUUCUGUCAAUACCUAUGGAGAGGAAGCUUGGGGAGGCUCAAUUUGAUCAAUUGAAGACAACAUUUAAAGGAAAAAUACUGCCUGCAAUUCACCCUGAAAGCAUAAGGGUGCGUUUGAUAGCUAAAGAUAUCAUUGAGGCCCUGCAAAGAGGGUUGAAAAAAGAGCAAGUGUGGAGUGAUUUGGGAUAUGCGUCCCCUGAGAGCAGUGGGGUUCCUGAGAAAGGCGUCCAAGAUACUUUGAUAGCGUUGAUUGAAGGUAAAGAGGAGGAGGAGAAGUGGUUUAGAGAAGAUGAGAUUCUUGAUGAUGAGUGGAUUCAGCAGAGUCGGAAGAAGGGUCAGGAAAGAGGAGCACAGGCUACUACAUCACAUUUGGAGGGAUUGAACUGGGAGGUUUUGGUGGUUAAUGAACCUGUUGUUAAUGCUUUCUGCUUGCCGGGUGGGAAGAUUGUUGUGUUUACUGGGUUAUUGGAACAUUUCAGGACUGAUGCUGAGAUAGCAACCAUACUUGGGCAUGAGGUUGGGCAUGCUGUGGCUCGACAUUCAGCUGAAAUGAUCACGAAGAAUUUAUGGUUUGCCAUUAUACAGCUGAUAAUGUAUCAGUUCGUUAUGCCUGAUCUGGCCAACAUCAUGUCAACUCUUCUAUUGCGGCUUCCUUUCUCUCGAAAGAUGGAAAUUGAAGCCGAUUACGUUGGACUGUUAUUGAUGGCUUCCGCUGGAUAUGAUCCUCGAGUGGCCCCCAAAGUUUAUGAAAAGUUGGGAAAAGUUUCGGGUGACUCAGCGCUGAGGGAUUAUUUUUCCACUCAUCCAUCUGGAAAGAAGAGAGCUCAAUUGCUUGCUCAGGCUAAAGUCAUGGAAGAAGCACUCGCAAUUUAUAGAGAAGUAAGAAUGGGACGUGGUAUUGAAGGCUUUCUGUAGGGCAGCAUACCUCUGGAGUUGGUACCUAGAGUGAAGUUGGAAGGUACUUUUAUUUGUUUAAUUCGGCCACAUACACAUUCUAUUUUGUUUCCUGGCCAGCUUUCAAAAUUUUAGAGUCUCUGUACGAUAGCAUUUGCAAGAGGAAAUUUAUUCUAUGAAGGUUAUUAGUUCUGUUAAAUACGUCAAUGGUUAUCUUAUGUGAAGGUGUAUGAUUCAGGUUUCAGGUUU